AUGGAGAAAAGGCAGCUGGAUUUCAGUGCACCCCUUCUAUCUGCAAGGCGGUUAUCAUCCCCCCGUAAGUCAUCCGAGCUCGUCCAUCGGAAAUCUGUCGAGAAACGGGUCCCACCUGAGGGCCGAACCAAACCGGCCGCUGUCCCAUUCAACUGGGAACAAACCCCUGGCCGGGCCAAGAACGAGCCCAAACCCAAACCCCGCUUUCCUACCACCACAACCACUCCCAGACUUCCCCCCGGUUGGGUCCACUCUGGCGAGCGCAAAUUCGACCGUGGGCCCACCAACCCGACCAUCUACGGCGACCACGCCAGCCUCAUCGAGAAACUAGACGAGAGCUUGAAAUGCAAAGACGAGUCCGAAAAUUCGGACGCUGAAAACGUGGAGGAAACGUAUUCGGAUGCGAUAAACGCGCUCUCGCUGAACGACUCGUGCAGCGUUAGCGAUGUGAGUGGGAAUCACGGGACUUCCGGAAGGUUCUCAGUCGACAAGCAGACUCGAGACUUGAUGAUGAGCCGGUUCCUGCCGGCGGCGAAGGCGGUGGUGGUCCUGGAGACCCCUCAGUACGCGGCCAAGAAGCCAGCGGUGGUGGGGCCCUCGGACGAGGGAGCGGUUAAGGAGGUUAAGAAAAAAGUGGUUUACGGGUCUUCUGGGAUACUUCGGCCUUAUGGGACGGACGAUUUUGAUGGUGGGGAGAGUGAGGAUGAGGAGGAGGAUGGGGAGAGGGGUACUCUAGUGCGAGUCAAGAAGGCGGCUGGGAAGUCGUGGGGAAUUAUCCCCCGCAUAUGCGUGAAGAGAUCACUGUGCCUGCUGAAACCAAUACCGGCUAUGAAGUCUAGUAGCCGUCACCCGACACCUACGGCCGGCGAGGAGAGGAGGUUGAGGAGGAAUCCGAGUGGGCCCCUUGACAAGGUAAUUUUUUUCGCAUUUUCUUCUGUUUUUAGUUGGAUGAGUUACUUGCAGGGUGUGCUUUCUGAUGAUUAG
This is a messenger RNA of Striga hermonthica, 984 nucleotides long. NCBI's taxonomy places the organism in Eukaryota, Viridiplantae, Streptophyta, Magnoliopsida, Lamiales, Orobanchaceae. The record is from the annotation of a GenBank genome assembly.